This is a messenger RNA of Drosophila serrata, 529 nucleotides long. RefSeq names its product nuclear receptor 2C2-associated protein. The record is from RefSeq and is a predicted model, not a curated record. Lineage: Eukaryota; Metazoa; Arthropoda; Insecta; Diptera; Drosophilidae.
UCUCUAACACUUAGAACCUCGCGGUUUGUUUAUUUACAUUUUUGAUAAUAAGAUGAAUAUUUUGGCUAAAGUUCACUAUUCCUGCAGAGUAAGCUCUGUGUUAAACAAAGAAGUGAAGCAGUAUGGAAAACAAUUCAUGUUUGAUGCGCAAGAAGAUACUUCCUGGAGCUCAGAUGAGGGAACACCGCAAUGGAUUAUCGUUAUUUUUGAUGAGCCCCAAAAUGUCUCGGGAUUCGAGUUUCAAUUUCAAGGCGGAUUCGCUGGCCAAAAAUCGGAAAUCCUAAUGUAUGCGGCAAAUGGAGCCCAGAUACAUCAAGAGUCCUUUUAUCCAGAAGAUAUCAACUCUCCUCAGCAGUUUCAUCUUAAAGAUACGUCGCGAGGAAAAGCGUGUUCAAAGAUUAAAUUCGUAUUCGAAUCUAGUACAGACCUUUUUGGCAGAAUUAUUGUAUACAAUCUCCAAGUGUUGAGCUAGUGAUAAGCGAAUGUUUCCAAACAUUUAUUCUUAUCAAAAAUAAAAAUAAUGCCCAUU